AUGGCUGCAAAUAACAUACAAGAUACUACUCACAGAUUUUCUGAUGUAGCUGGAGAACCAUGUACUAUGUUAGCACCAAUCGAAGUUACACUUGAAGAAGCUACUAAACCAUUAGAAAACAUCGUUCCUCGUAUUAGUACAUAUGUAUAUGUAGUCAAAGAACGUGCUAAAAAUCCACCAGAUGAUCUUUCAGUUGAUGAAUCAGCUUCAAUUGCAUUAUAUACAAUGGAAUGGGAACCAUAUACAGAUUCACUUUAUUAUAUUCUUAAUAACACAUUACGCAGUGAAGAUCGAAAAAGUUUGAAACCAUGGUUUCUUUAUCUUAAACUUAUCUGUACUGCUUUAUCUCGUCUUCCAUCAAUAGAGCUAACUGUUUAUCGUGGAGUUAAAAAUAUAAUCGAAAGUGAACAUGAAAAAUAUAAAGUAGGAAAAAGACUUGUUUGGUGGGGUUUUUCAUCAUGUUCAGUUAUUCGUGAAGUGUCCGAAGACGAACUUUUUCUUGGACAAACUGGUCUAAGAACAUUAUUUAUUAUUGAUUGUAUGACAGGAAAAGAUAUUGGAAAACAUUCGUAUUUUAAAAAAGAACAAGAAGUAUUACUUUUACCUGCAACUCAUGUUGAAGUUAUUAGUUAUGAACAAGAAGAAAAUAAUUUACAUGUCAUUUAUCUUCAAGAAAUUGAAUCAUCACAUAUUCUAUUGGAAUCUAUAUCUUCAGUAAAAGAAAGUCAAGAUUUAAAAGCAAGUUCAAUACGGAAAUCUAGUCUACGAGCACCAAUAGUUUAUGCCACAGUACUUGAACGUUAUCGCAAUAACAAGCUUAGAGAAUGUAUUCUACGAUGCAAACCUGAGUCUGAUGCUUAUUUAAAUGGAAGACGUCUUACUAAACAUGAUGUUGAAUCUGUUGUUCAACAAUUAGUAAUUAAUAAACAAUGUCGAGCUUUAUUUUUAAGAGAAAGUCAUAUGACAUCUGAAGGAGCAAUGAUCAUUUCUGAAGCUUUACGUAAUAAUAAUACACUAGUAAAAUUAUUUCUUUCUCACAAUAAACUUGGUGAUGAUGGUACAAAAUUUCUGGCUCGAGCACUCUCAUAUGAUAAUAAUUCAACUCUUAGAGAACUUUCUCUUGGUCAUAAUGGUAUUACAGAUCAAGGUGCUGAAUAUUUAGCAAAAAUGUUAGAAUCAAAUGUAACAUUAACAUAUUUAUGGUUAGGAUCAAAUAAAAUAAGCGAUCGUGGUUUAGAACGAUUAUGUGAAGUUCUUAUUAACAAGAAUAAAACUUUACAAAUACUUUCACUUGAAUGGAAUAAAUUUCCUAGUGAUAGAAGUGUUAAUAUUUUGGUUGAUUUACUUAAAAACAACAAGUCACUAACACAACUCAAUUUGGAAAAUUGUAAACUAUCGAAAUUUAGUGUUGAAAAAUUAAAAAUUUUAACAAAAACAAAGAAAAAUUUCGAAUUGAUCAUAAACUAA
Molecule: messenger RNA, 1467 nt
Organism: Rotaria sp. Silwood1
Lineage: Eukaryota; Metazoa; Rotifera; Eurotatoria; Philodinida; Philodinidae
Source: the annotation of a GenBank genome assembly